AUGGAGGAAACCGAAGGACCGGCGGAGUUCUAUGACACGGAAACAGCGCUACUGUUGGAGAACGCCGUGCGCUAUUGGGACCUUUUCUACAAACGUAACACUGAUCACUUUUUUAAAGACAGGGCGUGGCUCGCUAAGGAACUUCCCGAGAUAGCAGCAGCCUGCACCGCAGCGGAGAAAAGUGGUGCUGAAGAGCAUCCACUUCUAGUGGAUGUGGGAUGCGGAGUGGGUAACGCCUUAAUUCCUAUUUUGACGGCAAAUCCACGACUGCACGGCGUGGCUUUCGAUUGCUCGCCGAGGGCUGUCUCCAUCUUGCAGGAACGGUGGGCUGCCAUCUGCGCUGGGCAACAGGAUCAGCGCCUCAGUGAAUGCAGCAACGGUGGCUCUUGCAGUAGUGGUGGCGGUGAAAGAGUUACACAACUUCCGCAGAUAGAAAGCUUAAAUAAGGAAAGCACCCAGAGAGAGGCGGCUGCCAGUAGAUCGUCCGCAUGCACGGGGUCUGCUGUUGCGCCAGUUGCAUUCCUUGGUGCAGAGCCUGCUGCAUCUAUUGCAGCAAGCUCCGCAACGCCGGGCAUAGAAAGUCCUGCAGCAUGUGUAUUAGCAGUCGGUGGGGCGAACGCUGCAGCCACACCGGCAGCAGCUUCUGGGAAGCCUCCAGCAGCGGCUGCAGUCGAAGCUGUGUCUCGUGGUGCGGCUUUAUUGUUUAAGCACCCUUGUGGCCAGCUGCGCACAGUUGCAGCUUUUGACAUAACAGCGGGAGAGGUGCCUCCACAAAUAGCAGCACGAAACAGUGCAGAAUUUGUGCUGCUGAUCUUCGUGCUGAGCGCUAUGCAUCCAAAGCACCACAGGGACGUCGCCAGGCGCUGUGCGCAGUUGUUGAAGCCUGGCGGGAUGGUGUUGUUUAGAGACUACGCGCGGCUUGAUAUGGCGCAGCUGAGAUUUGCGGAGCAGAAGAAACCGAAAGUUGCUUCAAAUCUUUAUGCGAGAUAUGACGGCACCCUUGCCUACUAUUUCUCGAAAGAAGAGGUUGAGGAGCUUUUUAGUAAGGAGGCGGGGCUUGAGGUCUGUGAAAACAGGUGGGACUAUGGCAAUAGCGCUGUUAAUGGGUGGGAUCGGGGCUAG
Eimeria necatrix is the source of this 1122-nucleotide messenger RNA. RefSeq lists its product as hypothetical. The transcript has 7 exons. The record is from RefSeq and is a predicted model, not a curated record. NCBI's taxonomy places the organism in Eukaryota, Apicomplexa, Conoidasida, Eucoccidiorida, Eimeriidae. The coding region runs from base 1 to 1122 and encodes 373 amino acids.